AUGGCGUUUUUUUAUGCAAUAUUUUGGAUAUCUUUAACGGUUCUCCUUCUUCAGUGUUGUGUGUCACAGUGGCUGACGGUGCAAGCCUCAAAUGCGAUGACCAACCCCGAUUUACGAAAAGUCUCAUUAUCGCUUUUGGGGAAUUUGCACUAUGAUGUGCUUUUCGGCAAACCGGGUGGGUAUGGCGUGUGUAACCAGGGCCAGCCAUCCAUUGCAACGCCUGGGUGCGAUUCCCCUCUGAAGCUUAUACGUUCCGUUAUGCGCGAUGUAUCCAAGUGGAAGGAGUCGUUCACAUUGAUUACGGGCGGUUUGCUUCGCCACGGCACAGAUACGAUUGCCACGACUGAAAUUGAGAGCAUGAUGAAAGAUGUGGUGGUGGAAAUAGCUAAUAGUAGUAGGGAAAGUUAUUUGAAAAAGGAGGGAGCUACAUAUACAGUAGCUCUGUCUUUUGGCGGCACGGAUUUUAUUCCUGCUAACUCCUUUACUCCAGAAGGGAAGCAGCCGCAUUUUACUCGACUACUAAAUCUGUUGGAAUUGUAUGAGCUUUUAAAUUCCCAGGAGAGUAAAAAGCUGGGGAACUGCGGGUACUUUUUUCGGGAUUUGAAUGGCACGAAGCUUCGUGUGAUUUCUUUGAACACGUUGCUUUGGUCAAAUGCGCUACGACCGGGGUUUGGAGUAGGUGAUGUGGAUCCAUGUGGGCAAUUUCCCUUUCUUCAAGGCGCCAUUGAGCAAGCCAAACAGCGCGGUCGGAGCGUUAUCAUUCUUGGUGACACCCCUCCUGUUAUUAAUGUAGCGGAUGCUCUGCGCAAGAGCAGUGUUCAAGAAGCUGAAUCUUACUGGCGUGAGGAUUUUACUGAAGCAUACUUUCGAAUAAUUGCUACGUAUCGAUUUUCCAUUGCAGCGCAGUUUUUUGGGCACACGAACAGCUUUGCUUUUGUGGAUUCACCUGAGGUGGGCCCCCCGCUUUACAUCGUUCCUCCUAUCUCUCCAGUGACAGGCAGCAAUCCAUCUUACUUGCGAGCUACUUUAGACACUAAUACAGGAAGAGUUGUCACGCUAAAGCAACGAUACUUGAGCGAGAACGGUAAGUGGGUUGAAGGAGAAAGCUUAGAGGAUGCCAUUGGGGCACCACUAAGAGAAAUGGGUGAAUCUUUACCCAAGGAUUUAUUGCUUAUUACCGAGAGCGAAAAAAAAUGGGAAAAAUUGGCAGCGAUGCGUGUUGGUGGUCGUUUUUUAACUGAAAGGGGUGCCUGUAGUCUUUGGUGUCGUCGAGUGAUUGCGUGCGCCUCGCUUUAUUAUUCAAAAAUGGCAAUUGAGCGUUGUGCAUCCAUAGAUUUGCCCUCGCAGCGUCUUGGGUUAAUCCUGGCAAUUGUUUUUACUUGUUUUGGUAUGCUGAUGAUUACGUUCUCCUUUGGCUACAUGAUAUCGCACUACAAGAUUAUAUUUCACCCACCUGUUGUUGUGGGAGCGGGAAAGGGGCGACACAGGCUUUUUUUGGAACACACAGAGGAGGAGUUCAGUUAG
Molecule: messenger RNA, 1524 nt
Organism: Trypanosoma cruzi
Lineage: Eukaryota; Euglenozoa; Kinetoplastea; Trypanosomatida; Trypanosomatidae
Exons: 1
Coding region: 1-1524 (507 amino acids)
Source: RefSeq, a predicted model, not a curated record